GUCAUUCGUCCGCGACACGCGUAGCAUGUUAUGCUAAGCGACAGUGCUAAGCGAGUAGAGGAGUUCUUUUCGUUAAAGAGUUUUUGGUUGGGAAGGAGGUAAAAUGUCUUUAUAUGAUGAUUUGGGGGUCGCAACAAGCGACACUAAAACAGAAGGGUGGUCUAAAAACUUCAAACUGCUGCAGUCUCAGUUGAAAGUGAAGAAAGCUGCAUUGACACAAGCAAAGACUCAGAGGACGAGGCAGUCCAAUGUUCUAGCUCCGGUUAUUGAUCUGAAGAGAGGAAGUGCUGUAGAUGACAGGCAGAUCUCUGAUACACCUCCACACAUUGCUGCUGGAAUGAAGGACUCGACAUCAGUUGGGUUUUCAUCCGGAGAUGUGCUGAUUCCAUUGGCUGAUGAGUAUGACCCCAUGUUUCCCAACGACUAUGAGAAAGUGGUGAAGAGACACCGCGAAGAACGACAAAGACAGAGAGAACAGGAGCGUCAGAAAGAGAUUGAGGAGAGAGAGAAGAAGCGUAAAGAGAGGCAUGAAGGAGGUGGAGCGCCAAGUGGAUUUUCACGUUUCCCAACAGAACAAGGCGAAUCAGAUGAGGAGGAGGAGUAUGACAGAGAAAAGAAGAAGAGGGGUAUAGGUGGAGCUGCCAUCGCCCCUCCGACAUCACUAGUGGAUCGAGACUCAACAUAUUCAUAUGAUGAAGAUGGUCGGCAGAGGUCGAAAGCAGCAAUCCCACCUCCCAUUUUUGAUGAAUCUGAUAGACCACGAUCUCCCCCAGGACCAACUAAUUCAUUCCUGGCCAACAUGGGUGGUACUGUGGCUCAUAAAAUCAUGCAGAAGUAUGGAUUCCGAGAUGGGCAGGGCCUGGGAAAACACGAGCAGGGGUUGAGCACGGCGCUCUCAGUGGAGAAAACCAGCAAGCGUGGGGGCAAGAUUAUUAUUGGAGACUCAACGGAAAAGACAUCAGGAUCCAGUCAGAAUGUGGCUGAUCCACAAGGCUCUAAUUCAGCGGAUGCC
Sinocyclocheilus grahami is the source of this 1012-nucleotide messenger RNA. Its product is annotated as splicing factor 45. Gene Ontology annotation, cellular component: precatalytic spliceosome. Gene Ontology annotation, molecular function: nucleic acid binding. The annotation marks the transcript as partial. Lineage: Eukaryota; Metazoa; Chordata; Actinopteri; Cypriniformes; Cyprinidae. The record is from RefSeq and is a predicted model, not a curated record. The transcript is spliced from 11 exons. Gene Ontology annotation, biological process: mRNA cis splicing, via spliceosome; alternative mRNA splicing, via spliceosome.